CCCACCCUGACCAACCCUCCCAUUCUCUGACUGUCUCUGACCAUUUCUAACCACCUCCCUUCCCUCUGACAGUCUUUGUUCAUUUUUGCUCCCUCUGUCCCCCCAUGACACAUCUCUCUGAGUCUUUGACCAUCUCCUCUGGAUUUUGAUAUGUCUGACCACUCCUCUCUGACCAUCUUUAACCAACUCUUCUGCUCCCAGCCCACUGUGACUUUCUUUUCUGGUCUUGGACCACCCCAGCCCCCUCUGGCACCCUUUUUCUGACCUCAGCCUGCCCUAAUGCCUCCUUCUUCCCUGUAGGCCGCCCCUGCCCGCGAUGGCCGUCUUCCCGCUGCUCCUUUGCCUGCUACCGCUGGCCCCUGCCUCGUCUCCACCCCAGCCAGCCACACCCAGCCCGUGUCCCCGCCGCUGCCGCUGCCAGACACAGUCACUGCCCCUGAGUGUGCUGUGCCCCGGGGCAGGUCUUCUGUUCGUGCCACCCUCGCUGGACCGCCGGGCAGCUGAGCUGCGCCUGGCAGACAACUUUAUUGCGGCUGUGCGCCGCCGCGACCUGGCCAACAUGACGGGCCUGCUGCAUCUGAGCUUGUCACGUAAUACCAUCCGGCAUGUGGCAGCUGGUGCCUUUGCUGACCUUCGCGCCUUGCGCGCCCUGCACCUAGAUGGCAACCGGCUGACCUCGCUGGGCGAGGGUCAGCUGCGUGGCCUAGUCAAUUUACGCCAUCUCAUCCUGAGCAACAACCAGCUGGCCGCCCUGGCGGCUGGUGCCCUGGACGACUGUGCGGAGACACUUGAGGACCUCGACCUCUCUUACAACAACCUGGAACAGCUGCCGUGGGAGGCUUUGGGCCGCCUGGGCAACGUCAAUACAUUGGGCCUGGACCACAACCUGCUGGCUUCUGUGCCUGCCGGCGCCUUUUCCCGCCUGCACAAGUUGGCACGGCUGGACAUGACCUCCAACCGCCUGACCACCAUCCCGCCUGACCCGCUCUUUUCCCGCCUACCACUGCUAGCGAGGCCCCGCGGCUCACCCGCCUCUGCCCUGGUGCUGGCCUUUGGUGGGAACCCUCUGCACUGCAACUGCGAGCUGGUAUGGCUGCGGCGGCUGGCACGGGAGGAUGACCUCGAAGCCUGUGCCUCCCCGCCUGCUCUGGGUGGCCGCUACUUCUGGGCUGUGGGUGAGGAAGAGUUUGUGUGCGAGCCCCCUGUGGUGACUCACCGCUCGCCACCCCUGGCAGUGCCUGCAGGUCGGCCAGCUGCCUUGCGCUGCCGGGCAGUGGGGGACCCUGAGCCCCGUGUGCGUUGGGUAUCACCCCAGGGCCGCCUGUUGAGCAAUUCAAGUCGUGCUCGCGCCUUCCCUAAUGGGACGCUGGAGCUGCUGGUCACCGAGCCGGGUGAUGGCGGCAUCUUCACCUGCAUUGCAGCCAAUGCAGCUGGCGAGGCCACGGCUGCUGUUGAGCUAACCGUGGGUCCCCCACCACCUCCCCAGCUAGCCAACAGCACCAGCUGUGAUCCCCCACGGGACGGAGAUCCUGAUGCUCUCACCCCGCCCUCUGCCGCCUCUGCCUCUGCCUCUGCCUCUGCCAAGGCAGCUGAUACUGGGCUCCCUACUGACCGUGGUGUCCAAGUAACUGAGCAUGGGGCCACAGCUGCUCUCAUCCAGUGGCCAGAUCAGCGGCCUAUCCCAGGCAUUCGCAUGUACCAGAUCCAGUACAACAGCUCAGCCGAUGACAUCCUCGUCUACAGGAUGAUCCCCGCUGACAGCCGCUCCUUCCUGUUGACGGACCUGGUGUCAGGACGCACUUACGAUCUGUGUGUGUUAGCGGUGUAUGAAGAUGGCGCCACAGGGCUGACAGCCACGCGGCCAGUGGGCUGUGCCCGUUUCUCCACCGAGCCAGCGCUGCGGCCCUGUGGGGCCCCGCAUGCACCCUUCCUGGGCGGCACCAUGAUCAUCGCGCUGGGUGGUGUCAUUGUGGCCUCGGUACUGGUUUUCAUCUUCGUUCUGCUCAUGCGCUACAAGGUGCACGGCGGCCAGCCCCCAGGCAAGGCCAAGGCAUCCGCGCCCGUCAGCAGUGUUUGCUCCCAGACCAACGGCGCCACGCCGGCGCUGCCUGCACCUGAGCCCGCCGCGCCCAGGGCCCACACCGUGGUCCAGCUGGACUGUGAGCCGUGGGGGCCUAGUCACGAACCCACGGGACCCUAGCCUUGCGCCCAUCUCUAUGGCCCUUCUGGCCCAACGGGUAGCAGGACCCAGGCACGCUGUGGGACCUGGCCUCAGACUCACCAAAUUGUUCACGGUUUUUAAAACUUAUGGGGAGGGUGUGAGGGGCACUGGGGCACAACAAGAAAGUCCUAUUUUUCUAAGCUUGGGCCUGGGCCCUUGCCCUUGUCUCUUGUCUGUGGGGGUUGGGAUCAUGCAAGGGUCUGGAGCUGGGGGUACCUCCUCUGGUGAGAGACCCGCCUAGUUCUAUCUGAGGUCCCUGGACGAGGCUGAGGAUGGGCAUCCAAGUAGUCAACAGACAUUCCUCGAGCGUUGUCUCUGGGCAUACCCUGUACUGGAUGAUACUGUGACCAGACAGCCCCAAGCCCUGACCUCAGAUGGUGAUAGCUUAGAGUGAUCAGAGAUGUGGUGAUGAGGGAAGCCUGGGAGAUUGUGGGAGUCCAGAAAAGGAGUCUGACUCAGCCCAGGGUGUGGUCAGGGAGGGCUUCUUGGAGGAGACAUGUGACCUGAGAAUGACAUCUGAAGGAGAUAAUUGGGCAAAGAGCAGAGGGAAAGGUGUUCCAGGUAGAGGGCACAGCACAAGCAAGUACUUAGUAAGUGCCAGGCACUGGGGGUCCUGUGGUAGGGGUGAGUAGAAUCCAGGAUCUCCAGGAGCUCAGACCCUGGACUGAUAGUAUUGGGAGCCAUGGAGGAUUCUAUGCAGGGGAGGACAGGGUCAGGUUUGGGCUUUAGGAAGAUCCUUCAAGCUAUCACGAGAAGGGUGAACCAGAGGGGAAGACUGAAGCAGGGAGCUUGGGGGAAAUCAGAGUAGGGAUCCGGGUGGGUAAGGACAAGGCUGGACCAGGGCAGGGCUGGGGAAAGCAGUUGGGGUUGGGUGAGAGAGACAUUACAGGAAGCUGAGUGGAUGGGUUAUGGAGCUGAAAGGCCAUGGGAAAAGGAAGUUUCCAGGACAAGGCCCAGGGCUCUGGCUAGGGGGAACACAGUGGAGCUGCUCUAAUGCAGAACCAGGGAGAAGGGGCAGAUUUAGGGAAGAUGCUGAGGCCAGUGUGGGACUUGGUGGAUGUGGGGGGCCCAGAGGACAUCCAGGAGGUGGCAACCAGGGGGUGUCAGGAUCCCUGGUCUGAGGCAGAGGCUGGGGACAGAAAUGAGGGCUCUGUCAGCAGUGAUGGAAGACUGAGGCCACCAGGGUGGUGAGAUGGCCUCUGGGACAUGUUUAGAGGACAAGGAAAAGCCUAAACUAAAAAACAAAGACUAAAUAGGAGCAGAAGGUAGAGGGACAGAGUGAAGCAAACCAGGCAACUCGGAACCAAGUGAUUAUUGUAUUUAAUGAUAUCAAGACUACAGUGAGAAGAGUUAGGAGUUCGGUAGGACAAGUGCCAGACUCAAUUGAUUUGAGAGUAGGAGGGAAGAAAGUGUAGAUCGGGAGUGCAGACCUGUGAUUCUAUGGGUGUAGAGCCUGGUUCCGGUUGAUCUGGGCCUUUCUGCCCCACGUCUAUCCAGGGCUGGUCCUCACUCUGUCUUGGACUGCCCUAGGCCACCCUCAGACACCACGAGGUUUGGAAGACCAAACCCUGGGCCUUGGAAAUGUCGGCCUCACUGGAGAUCCAGGAAUGGGGCCAGCAGUCAGAGGCAUGGUGCUCGACCUCAGGCUACCUCUAGUGGUGGGCCCAGAGGCAGAUAUGCGAAGGGAACUUGGGUCCUGCCGUUUUUCUCUAGAG
Molecule: messenger RNA, 3936 nt
Organism: Hipposideros armiger (great roundleaf bat)
Lineage: Eukaryota; Metazoa; Chordata; Mammalia; Chiroptera; Hipposideridae
Gene: LRFN3
Product: leucine rich repeat and fibronectin type III domain containing 3
Exons: 2
Coding region: 317-2200 (627 amino acids)
Cellular component (GO): presynaptic active zone membrane; cell surface
Molecular function (GO): protein binding
Source: RefSeq, a predicted model, not a curated record